Messenger RNA from Neodiprion virginianus, 1802 nucleotides. Its product is annotated as DNA damage-regulated autophagy modulator protein 2-like. The coding region runs from base 944 to 1735 and encodes 263 amino acids. The record is from RefSeq and is a predicted model, not a curated record. The transcript is spliced from 7 exons. Lineage: Eukaryota; Metazoa; Arthropoda; Insecta; Hymenoptera; Diprionidae.
GCGUUGGAAGAAAGAAGUUUGGACUUUACUUGACGUAGAAACAGUGACACUGAAUCGGAAAAAACGAUCAGAGUCUUGGGUCAUUUGGUUCUGGAGACGACACGAUAAAUAAUGUAGAUACGUGUCAAUGUACGCAUGUGGUCAAUCUUCCGAAACAACAAGCUAAUUAAACUGCCAGUUUCUCAAUACCGCUGCUGCCUUCGACAGCGCUGCAAAACCGCAUUUAACUGUUUCGUAAAAUUUACUCGCUGAUCGGUAAUCAAUGCGUACCAUAAAUCGAAAACUGCAGCGCGAUUAAACCAUAAGUGAAUGCGUAAGAAAUAAUUCGAGACCCAAGUGGCAACUUUGAAAAUGUGAAUAUUGGAUCAACACCAAGAUAACGAGGAUUGUUUUUUAUUUUUUUCUUCGUCUACGCGAAAAUGUACCGUGGCUGUGGCAACUUGCCGUGAUAAAGAGGAAAAGAAACCAAAACCUCGGAAGAGGUAAAGCAAAUCGAAAAAAUCUGCCAAUUCUCAUCAUAAGUCUGGAGAAGAAAGUAAAACCAUAAGCGUCGAACUUCGUAGUUACUUCAUUUUUUGCGGAAAAGAAAAGUUUCACCUUCCGAUUCCACUAAGAUGUUCGAGAAGCAGUUGCUGCACCGAUUCUAAACAGUGGCUUUGUGAAAUAGUUGGAUUAAUUCAUCGAUUUAUCGCUGCAAUAACGGAAUUGCCGGGACUGAAAAGACGAUAAUACUGGUAUUAUUAUAACCAAAGAAUUGGAUAAAAUCUUUUUCGACGUCCGAAUCGAGGAAGCUCGUGAAUUCUUGGCCCAUUCACCUUAUCACUGUGCCACGUAGUCGAGGGCAUAUAUUAUUCGACUUUGGACAAGAUAUUUCGUUAUCCGCAAACUGACUCGCCGGAAUUAAUUUUCCUACCGAUAAAAGUUUUCAGCAGCUUCUCCAAAAAUGCCGUACGAAUCCUUGCAUGUGCUGCCUUUGAGUCUCUUCAUCCUGAUCCCGGUCACGUUCAUGAUCACUUAUACUAUAUCAGUACAAUGGGGUCACGUGGUGCCCGGUUUCCCUUACAUAUCAGAAACCGGUACAUUGUCACCCGAGUCCUGCAUAUUCGCGCAGCUCCUGAACAUAGCAGCGUUCCUGCUUGCCUGCUUCGUCUACAUCAGGCAUCGACAGGUAGAACAGUGGCGAAUUGAACGGGGCGACAACUCCGUGAAUCGCUCGACGGUUCUGCUGACGGCAUGGAGUGGUUUUCUGUCGUGCUUGGGCCUCGACAUCCUGGCGAACUUCCAGGAGGCCCGAGUUGUUGCGGCCCACAUGACCGGCGCGAUGACGUGCUUCACGGCUGGGACCCUUUACUUCGUUCUCCAGACUUACUUGAGCCAGAAGAUGGUCAACGCGUUGAAUGGUCAGACCAUUGUCUGGGUUCGCGGUGCACUUUCGGCUCUCACAGUAAUUCUCACAAUCGUAGUCGUCAUUCCUGGCUACAUAUCGACGCUGGAGUUCAAAGGAUCCGACUACAAGAAGUGGCAGCCUGAGAAUGGCGGGUGGGAAUGGCACGUGACCAGCGUGGCUGCCGAAUGGAUGCUGGCCAUCGUAUUCUGCGCAUUUUUGGUCACCUUCGUUCCAGAGUUUCGGUUGAUAAAUUUUGAGGCACCCGAAGUCACUGUGACUUACCUGGACAAUGAAAGACGAAACUCGAAACUGUCCGAGACGCAGGAAACUACGAUACAAGAAGUAUAAAAUAUGACAAGUGUAGCUUCCGAAAUUUUGUCAACCACCGUAAAUUCACCCUCUUAGCAAGGACGGG